Molecule: messenger RNA, 2948 nt
Organism: Beta vulgaris subsp. vulgaris (sugar beet)
Lineage: Eukaryota; Viridiplantae; Streptophyta; Magnoliopsida; Caryophyllales; Amaranthaceae
Product: sucrose synthase 7
Exons: 15
Coding region: 116-2770 (884 amino acids)
Biological process (GO): sucrose metabolic process
Molecular function (GO): sucrose synthase activity
Source: RefSeq, a predicted model, not a curated record
CAUAAGGUUUCUAGUUCACAAACCAACCUUACAUAUUUCCCUAUACAAAGAAAAGAAAACUCAACUCCCACAACCCCAAUAAUAAAGAAGCCGAGCAACACAGGAGUUACACCUAAUGGCGACUUCACCAGCAUUGAUGAAAUCCGAUUCAAUAGCAGAUAACAUGCCAGAAGCAUUAAGGGAGAGAAGGUACCUAAUGAAGAAGUGUUUUGCACGGUAUCUGCAGCAGGGGAAACGGUUGAUGAAGCUCCAUCAUCUUAUGGACGAGCUUGAGAAAUCCAUAGAUGAUCAUGUCGAUAGAACUCAAGUCUUAGAAGGCACACUUGGCUACAUACUGUGCUCUACCCAGGAAGCGGCUGUUGUUCCUCCUCAUGUUGCCUUCGCAGUAAGACCCAGUCCCGGCUAUUGGGAAUACGUUAAAGUAAAUGCUCACGAUCUCACAGUUGAAGGCAUUAAUGCAACGGAGUACCUGAAAUUCAAAGAGACUAUAUAUGACGAGAACUGGGCUAAAGAUGAAAAUGCACUAGAGGUGGACUUUGGGGCACUUGAACACUCUACCCCACACCUUACCCUGUCUUCUUCCAUAGGAAAUGGAGUGAAUUUCAUAUCGAAGUUCUUGAGUUCAAAACUAUGGGCAGAUAAGGAAGCUACAAAACCUCUUGUGGAACACCUGCUCUUAUUAAAACACCACGAUGACAAACUAAUGAUCAAUGAGACACUGAACACGCCAGCAAAGCUCCAGGCAGCAUUGGUUGUAGCUGACGUGUUUCUUUCAUCACUUUCACCCGACACACCAUUUCACAACUUCGAGUUGAGAUUCAAGGAGUGGGGUUUUGAGAAAGGAUGGGGUGAUACCGCAGCAAGAGUUAAAGAGUUCAUGCGUUCUCUCUCUGAGGUGCUCCAGGCACCAGACCCAGUGAGCGUGGAGAAAUUCUUUGGCAGGCUUCCAACGAUCUUCAAUGUUGUGAUAUUCUCUGUACACGGUUACUUUGGCCAAGCAAAUGUUCUUGGCUUGCCAGAUACUGGGGGACAGGUGGUAUAUAUUCUGGAUCAAGUCAGAGCACUGGAAGAGGAAUUACUCAUCCGAUACAAGAAUCAAGGGCUUAAUGUAAAGCCCCAAAUUCUAGUGGUUACCAGGCUAAUUCCAGAUUCUCAAGGAACCAAGUGCAAUCAAGAACUGGAAUCAAUUGAGGGCACCAAGUACUCCAACAUUUUACGCGUUCCUUUUAAGACAGAAAAUGGGAUCCUCCGCCAGUGGGUCUCUCGAUUUGAUAUAUAUCCAUACCUUGAGAGGUUUACCCAGGACGCCACAGCCAAAAUCCUUGAGCUUAUGGAAGGAAAGCCGGACAUUAUAAUUGGAAAUUAUACAGACGGAAAUCUAGUUGCAUCACUCAUGGCAAACAAGCUUGGAGUAACACUGGCCACAAUAGCACAUGCCUUAGAAAAGACAAAGUAUGAAGAUUCAGAUGUCAGCUGGAGACAGAAGGAUCCGAAGUACCAUUUUUCAUGUCAGUUCACAGCAGAUAUCAUUGCAAUGAACUCGGCAGAUUUCAUCAUCACAAGCACAUAUCAAGAAAUUGCAGGAAGCAAAGAUAGACCUGGCCAGUAUGAAAGCCAUGCAGCAUACACUCUUCCAGGACUAUAUCGGGUGGUUUCAGGCAUCAAUGUUUUUGAUCCAAAAUUUAACAUUACCGCACCUGGGGCCGACCAAACUGUCUACUUUCCAUUUACAGAAGCACAGAGACGGUUCACGCACUUUCAUCCAGCUAUUCAAGAGUUACUGUAUAAUGAUAAGGAUAAUGAUGAGCAUGUAGGAUUUCUAGAAGACAAGAAGAAACCCAUCAUUUUCUCCAUGGCAAGGCUGGAUACCGUGAAAAACAUUAGUGGAUUGGUUGAGUGGUAUGGCAAGAAUGACAGACUCAGGAGUUUUGUCAACCUUGUUGUUGUGGCAGGCUUCUUUGAUCCCUCUAAAUCAAAGGAUAGAGAAGAAAUGGCUGAAAUAAGAAAGAUGCACACAUUGAUGGAAAAGUACAGAUUAAAGGGUCAGUUUAGAUGGAUUGCUGCCCAGACUGACAAAUACAGAAAUGGGGAGCUGUAUCGCUGCAUUGCUGAUACACGAGGUGCUUUUGUGCAACCUGCGCUAUACGAAGCAUUUGGUCUUACAGUCAUUGAAGCAAUGAAUUGUGGAUUACCCACUUUUGCUACCAAUCAAGGUGGACCAGCGGAGAUUAUUGUUGAUGGAGUCUCUGGCUUUCAUAUCGAUCCCCUCAAUGGAGAUGAAUCAAGCAACAAAAUUGCUGACUUCUUCCAGAGGUGCAAAGAUGAUGAUGAACAGUGGAAUCUUGUCUCAGCAGCUAGUUUGCAACGAAUAUAUGAAUGCUACACAUGGAAGAUCUAUGCGAACAAACUGUUGAAUAUGGGCAGCAUGUAUUCUUUCUGGAAAAUGCUAAACAAAGCUGAGAAGCAAGCAAAGCAAAGAUACGUCAACAUGUUCUACAAUCUCAAAUAUAGGAACCUGGUCAAAACUGUGCCUAUCCCUAGCUUUGAAGUUCCAAAGCCAGUACCAAAGACAACACAACAGGCGUCAGCCAACUCGGAUACAGAGGUGGUUCGGGGCUUAAUUCUACGCGCAAAAAAGUUCGGGAUUUCCCCAUCCAACACAGUGACCUCGAGACUGCUCGUCAUUCCUCUCCUCCUCCUUUCAUUCUUUUUAAUGCGUUGGACCUAUUUCUCAACAUACCAUAGUCAAAAGGCAUUGACUAGUCAAUAAGACAACGACAAUGUUCUUGUAAAUAAUCUGUAAAGCAAUUCCAAAAGAGAAAUGUCUCUCAACUUUGGGAUCAAGCAACAUGUUUUAUACUUCAGAAAGUAAUUUACUGUACGCAUGAGAAGAUUAUACUUCGACUACUACUUGGAAAAUAAGGAAAAUCAUUUUAUCUUCGUAUUCU